CGCCCUCCUCCCCUGAACCGGCAGCCUAGGGACGGCCCAUCUCCCCACACACUGCCCGCCUCGCCUCUGCUCACACCUCGGGGCUGCCGACGCCGCCUCCUGCCACACGGGGAAAGGAGAUACCACAGAGAUACCCGCCGCCGGGACGGUCCCCUCACGGCUGAGGAGACAUUAAUAUUAGGAAAUGGCAGAAGCAGUUUUUCAUCCCCCAAGAAGGAAAAGAAGAGUUUUUGAGUCUUACGAGUCUCCCUUCCCUGUGGAUGUAGGUGGCAAGGAUUUCAGAAUAUGCCAGGCUGAAAUCAUUAACAACAAUGUUAUUGUGAGGAACCCUGAAGAUAUUGAACAGCUUUAUAACAAGGGCUAUUUUGGAAAAGGUAUCCUUUCAAGAAGUCGACCAGCGUACAGCAUUUCGGAUCCUUCACUGGUUACAAAGUGGCAAGGUGCUAACAUAAACAUGCCUAUAAUUACAUCCAAAAAGUACCAGUGUCAUGUUCAGUGGGCUAAAAGUAUUUUGCAAGAGCAAGGAUUUGAUGACUGCUCGAUUACCAAAAUUCUUGAAAAUUACACUAAACCUCUUGAGCUGCCAUUUUUGGAAGAGGAUGGAGCCGAACAAACCAGUAAUAGUUGCAACAGAAUGGGCCCAAAUACAGAAAAUACAGAACUUUGCAGGCAAUCUUCUACAGAUACUGGGAACGCAGUAGCCCUAAGUUGUGAGAAUCGGAACGAAGGCUACAAGAAAGCCUGUUUGGAAGGAGAUCCGGCAUUUUAUCCUGUGGCUGUAUGUGGCUCUAAAGAACAGGAACAAAGUGACUUGAAAGAGAUAGCUGAAGUUUCAUGCCAGAAGCAUGGUUUUCUCAUGCAGUGUGGCUGCAAGGCAAAGGAGCACACUGGGCAAAGAUCUUCUGAGGCGAUAAAGUCAAAAGAAUGUGCUCCAGAAUAUGUAUUGGUGCAAGAGGAAGAAGAAGGUGACUUAUGUCCUGAAGAUGAUUCUGCUCAUGUGCAAGAAAAUCUUGUCAAGAAGGAAAAACUAGUAUGCAGAAGAAAUCCAUUUAGGAUUUUUGAGUAUUUACAACUCACCUUGGAAGAGGCUUUUUUCUUGGUGUAUGCUCUGGGAUGUUUAAGUAUUUAUUAUGGUGAGGAGCCCCUAACUAUUUUGAAGCUAUGGGAAAUUUUCAGCGAAGUGAAGCCCAAUUUUAAAACUACUUACAUGGCGUAUCACUACUUCCGCAGCAAGGGUUGGGUCCCCAAAGUCGGACUGAAGUACGGAACUGAUCUCUUGCUGUAUCGAAAAGGCCCCCCCUUCUAUCAUGCAAGCUACUCUGUCAUUGCUGAAUUAGUUGAUGAUAAUUUUGAAGGUCCUCUUUGCAGACCGCUCAGCUGGAAGUCCUUGUCUGGGUUGAACAGAACAACUGUUAAUGCUUCUAAGGAACUUAUGUUAUGCUAUUUGAUUAGACCGUCUGACAUGAGUGAAAAAGAGAUGUCGACACCAGAAUGUAUGAAAAAAAUUAAGGUUCAGGAACUGAUUGUGAGUCGUUGGGUUUCUUCCCGUGAGCGCAGUGAGCAAGAUGAAUUUUAACUGACUGUAUAGGAAAAACUUUCUUUUUUUUUUAAAAAUCACAUCUUGUUGUUUUUCACCUGAUCUUCUCAUGAUGAACCAUUGUCUCAACAGUUUCUACCGACAUAUUCAGUUGGUAUGUAUAAAUGCUAUUUAAAAUGAGGCAUGUCAUGUUUACUGGAGAGAAUUUUGUAUUGAAAAAUGUAAAUGAACUGUAAUAAUGCAUAGGAAGGGGAAGAAAUUAAAGCUGUGUCUGAACUCAGAAUACCUGUUUGUUUCCUUAAACGUACAAAUGUGUAUCAGUGAGUGGUGGCGAGACUGCAGUGGUUAGUAAUGGUAUUUAUAAUAUUCUGACAGAUCUGGGCACUAGUGCUGAAUGGGCACUACGGCCUGCAGAGCCACAGAAGUCCAAAACCUGAGCGUCUGCCUGAAAGACAAAGCAAUGAGGGAUCAAACAGUUUUUCUGGGAAUACCUCACAUAUUCUUCAGAGUUGAACUUGGGAAUUAUAAGGCUAACUUCGUGUUGUAGCUCGGCACUGCAUACUGCAUUUCUUCAGAAAGGAGGACUUAAAACUUGAUAGUCCUCAAGUUUAAUGCUGGUUUUUAUCUAGUUAAAACUGGUUAAGAACCAGCAGUAAUUACAGUGAGUCAGCUAACCUUUUGGGAUACCUAUGGUACCAUUCUUCAACCUAAACUGGACUUCAUAGCCUGGAUGAAGUUGCACAAACUUAGAUCUGGGGAGAGAUCUGGCUGUUGCAAUAUUGAGCAGUGUAACACGUUGCUGUUAGGUGCUUAGACCCUGAAUUUACGGGUCCCAACUAAAAUUCACAAUGCUUAUUUUCACAAGCAUUGUGUAGAAUCGAGGAACUCUUCCCAGGAUGUGCAAGGUCUUUAAUUAAUUCUGGGUUCUAAGCAGCUAACAGCGAUGUUAGGUGUUAGGCAGUAGGGAAUGCCGGGGCACCUCUCCCCAUUUCAGUAAGAUGUCGUACUGGGGCUUUGCAGCAUGAGAUUCCUCCUUGGAAGGACAGGCCUCAUCUUGCUCCAGGACAGCAGGAUUCCCCGACCACAAUUCGAUGCCCUUUGCUUUUGUUGAAGGUGGGUUACUGUGUAGAAAAUAAUGGAAGAUUUGCUGAGCUAGUGAGAGGAAGUCAGCCUCUGUAGCUUGGCAAGUACAAGUCUGUUUCACCACUGCUUUUGUCUCUUUUAUCCAGCAACUACAACAGUCUGUAAAUAUCUUUUUUUCAUAGUGCGCUUGUAGCUCUCUUUGCCCUGGCCUGUCGUAUGUUGUAAAACGGACUGGGAGGCACCGCUGCGUUUUGUAUAGAGUGAGGCAUAGGACAGCGCUGAGCAGUUCUGCCUUGCUACGUUAGGUGCCUGCUUUUUUCUAACUUUUUAGUAAGAUUUAAUCAUGUAGAUUGCAGGUUCCUAAAUACGAUGUUUGCUAUUGCUAAGCCAUGUUUGGACAACAAACCAACCAACCCAGCAGGUAUUCAGCUGUCUUUCAAGUUGAGCCAGGAGGUUUAAGUAUGAGCUACGCUACAUUUUAAGUAUUGCUGCUUUAGACUCAGGCAUUUGAGUUCCAUCAGUCUUUGAAUAACAGGCUUCCUUGCUUCACCGUGCUGUUAAGAUUUUUUUUUAGCUUUAUUUUUUUUUGCCGUGUUGUGAGAGAAUACGUUUGCUGCAACAGUAAGGAUACAUUAUAGCUGGUGACAAUGGCACCGUUUGGA
Molecule: messenger RNA, 3282 nt
Organism: Chroicocephalus ridibundus (black-headed gull)
Lineage: Eukaryota; Metazoa; Chordata; Aves; Charadriiformes; Laridae
Gene: TSEN2
Product: tRNA splicing endonuclease subunit 2
Exons: 12
Coding region: 185-1576 (463 amino acids)
Biological process (GO): tRNA-type intron splice site recognition and cleavage; tRNA splicing, via endonucleolytic cleavage and ligation
Cellular component (GO): tRNA-intron endonuclease complex
Molecular function (GO): nucleic acid binding; tRNA-intron lyase activity
Source: RefSeq, a predicted model, not a curated record